UCUUCCAAAAAAAAAAAAGAAGAAAACUCAGGUCUGGUCUGUAGACGCUGCUUAUCGGAAUGUACCGCGAGAGCGCCGUGGUCUGUGAAAUCGAAGUUACUGUAAGCGUCGGUGUCAUCUUCUCUGAUGGAUUCUGAUUCUCUCUUGACUUGUAACCAUUCAAUCUGAAGACAAACAUAAAAGACAAUCUAGAAAAAUCGGAAAGUUUUGAUUCUCCAGAGCCGGUAAAGCAAGUAAUCACAAGGCUUGCUUGAGCUGGUUAUGGACUAGUUUGCUGGAAGGCAGCAGCUAGCUUUAUGCAUAGGAGCAAGAUCGAGAAGAGAAAGCAAUAACUUGAUGGUGAUAGAUCGAUUGUCUGAAGUCAGUACAGCUUCAACAAAACUAAAGUUGGAUAAAGCAACGGAAGGCUAACAAGGGCAGUAGCUCCAGAUUACACGAAAGAAGAUGGCUGAGGAGAAAAAUCUGGUUGAAAUCUUGGAGGAGAAUAAGCAGGUUGACAUUGCUAAAUACAUAAACUAUGUGAGUGCCCCACAAGCUGGUGCUAUCGCAACAUUUUCAGGCACUACAAGAGACACUUUUGAAGGCAAAACAGUCCUCGAACUAAGAUAUGAAGCAUAUGUACCAAUGGCAACUCGAUGCAUCAAAUCUAUCUGUUCAGCAGCUCGAUUGUCUUGGAAACUCCAUUCAAUCGCAGUGGCACACCGCCUAGGUCCAGUUCCAGUAGGAGAAACUAGUGUUUUCAUUGCAGUAUCCUCAGUUCAUCGUGCAGAUGCCCUCGAUGCUUGUAAAUUUCUGAUUGACGAAUUGAAGGCUUCCGUUCCAAUAUGGAAGAAGGAGGUAUAUGCUAACGGAGAAGUUUGGAAGGAGAAUUCAGAGUUUAUGGAGAGGAGAUUGGAGCUUGCGAAGACUGAUGGAGGCUGCUCAGGAAGGAAAAUUAUGACCGAGGGGCAUAGUAGAAAAGGAUGUUGUGGAGAAAAGGUUAGAGUGGACAAUGGAAAUGCGGUGGAUAAGAGUACCAGAGAUGGAGCAACUAAAGAAAUAGCAGAGAGGGAAGGAUCAAUUUGAUGCAUCCUGGACUCAUGCAAAAACCCUUCAUCUUACCAUGGAUGUUGUUGAUUUGGAUGAAGGCAUAAGUGCUGAGUAAGAGAGUCUUUAAACCGGGCAUAUUUCAAUACCAAAGAAUAUUUCUGUAAUUUUGACGUUUAUGUAUUAUUUAGGUUUAUUGUUGAUAAAA
Molecule: messenger RNA, 1234 nt
Organism: Carica papaya (papaya)
Lineage: Eukaryota; Viridiplantae; Streptophyta; Magnoliopsida; Brassicales; Caricaceae
Product: molybdopterin biosynthesis MoaE family protein
Biological process (GO): Mo-molybdopterin cofactor biosynthetic process
Cellular component (GO): molybdopterin synthase complex; cytosol
Molecular function (GO): molybdopterin synthase activity
Source: RefSeq, a predicted model, not a curated record